AUGGCUGCAUUACGCUUCCUUCCUCGUGAGUCGCGGCCUCCAAGGUCGUCCCUGCAGCUUGUCGUUGCAUCUCGGCCUUCGCCUUUGGACUCGUUGGCUGACGGUGACCGCGACCGCCGCUUGGACGCGAGGUUUGGCCUGGCAGGGCGUGUCUGCGCCGUUUUCGAGCAUCUCGCUGUUUGCACCGACGAUCAUCCAGGGCAUGGGCAAGAAGGGCAUCGAGGCCAACCUGUUCACGUACGUCGGUCGUGGAAGAGCGCGGGAGGGAGAGGAGGUGAUGCUGACAUCAACUCAUCGCCUCGUCGCCUCGCCGCCUCGUCGCCUCGUCGCCUCGCCGCCUCGUCGCCUCGUCGCCUCGCCGCCUCGUCACCUCGCCGCCUCGCCGCCUCGCCGCCUCGCCGCCUCGCCGCCCCGUUGCCUUGCACGACCUGGCAGGGUGCCGCCGUACGCGGUUGCGUGGGUCUUUGUCGUAGGGAUGGCGUGGGUGGCGGAUCGGUACGACAAGCGUGGUGCCGUUACGACCGUCUGCUCUCUGCUCGCGGUGGCCUCGUUUGGGGUUCUGGGUGGGCUGCCCAAGCAGGCCGGGUACAACGAGCGAUACGCGUGAGUUUGAGCACGGGUAGCGGAGAGGAGAGGUGCGAACGCGAGCUGACGACUGAUUGGCUUGACGGCGCGACUCGGCGACAGGGUCAUGAUGGUGGCGGUGCCGUGCGCAUUCGCAUCGAUCCCGUGCAACCUGGGACGGGUGAGCGCCAACGCGCGCGGUACGACGGCGACGGUGCUGGAGGUGGCGCUGUGCGUGGCGGUGGGCAACUGCGGGCAGAUGGUGGGGGUGUGGAUCUACCGGUCGAGCGAGGCGCCAUCGUUUCCGACGGGCAUGUUUACCAACCUGGGCAGCCUGCUGCUCACGACGGUGUCGGCGGGGCUGCUGACGAUGUACUAUAA
Molecule: messenger RNA, 945 nt
Organism: Pseudozyma flocculosa PF-1
Lineage: Eukaryota; Fungi; Basidiomycota; Ustilaginomycetes; Ustilaginales; Ustilaginaceae
Exons: 1
Coding region: 1-945 (314 amino acids)
Source: RefSeq, a predicted model, not a curated record